Messenger RNA from Aspergillus ibericus CBS 121593, 1149 nucleotides. It is a transcript of the gene gmtA, whose product is annotated as GDP-mannose transporter. Bases 1 to 1149 code for a protein of 382 amino acids. Gene Ontology annotation, biological process: transmembrane transport. Gene Ontology annotation, molecular function: GDP-mannose transmembrane transporter activity; antiporter activity. The transcript has 4 exons. Lineage: Eukaryota; Fungi; Ascomycota; Eurotiomycetes; Eurotiales; Aspergillaceae. Gene Ontology annotation, cellular component: Golgi apparatus. The record is from RefSeq and is a predicted model, not a curated record.
AUGGCGGAAGGCAAGAAGACGGACGACUACACGAUCCAGAUGGAUUCGAUAGACCAGGGCAACAAGAGUUUCGAGGCGCCGCCGCCGCCGCCUCAGCCUAGGAGUCCGCCGUCGGGCUCGCUCUCCAACAAUCCCGUCUUGCCCGUCCUGGCCUACUGUGGAUCGUCGAUUUUGAUGACUGUCAUGAACAAAUAUGUUUUGUCCGGCACCGAUUUUAACCUGAACUUUUUCCUUCUCUGUAUCCAGUCUCUCGUUUGUAUCAUCGCGAUUCAGACCUGUAAAUCAUGUGGCUUGAUCACUUAUCGUGACUUCAGUGCGGACGAGGCCAGAAAGUGGUUCCCAAUCACUCUACUUCUGAUUGGCAUGAUCUAUACCGGCUCGAAGGCCCUUCAGUUCCUCUCGAUUCCCGUAUACACUAUUUUCAAGAACCUGACAAUCAUCCUCAUUGCGUACGGCGAAGUGCUCUGGUUCGGUGGCUCGGUCACCGGUCUUACCCUCUUCUCCUUCGGACUGAUGGUCAUGAGCUCCAUCAUUGCCGCCUGGGCCGAUAUCAAGCACGCUGUUGAAAGCACCGGAGAUGCGACUGCCAAGGUGUCAACUUUGAAUGCUGGUUAUAUCUGGAUGCUGAUCAACUGCCUCUGCACGUCCUCCUAUGUGCUGGGCAUGCGCAAGCGGAUCAAGCUGACCAACUUCAAGGACUUUGACACGAUGUUUUACAACAACCUUCUGUCGAUCCCCGUCCUGAUCGUUCUGUCUGGCUUCCUGGAGGACUGGUCGUCCGCCAAUGUCAACCGCAACUUCCCCCCGGUGGACCGCAACAGUAUCGUGUUCGCUAUGAUUCUCUCGGGCUUGUCGUCCGUGUUUAUCUCCUACACCUCCGCCUGGUGUGUUCGCGUCACCUCGUCAACCACCUACUCCAUGGUUGGAGCUCUGAACAAGCUGCCCAUUGCCAUCUCGGGGCUCAUCUUUUUCGACGCUCCUGUCACCUUCCCCAGUGUUUCGGCUAUCGUUGUCGGCUUUGUUAGCGGCAUCGUCUAUGCCGUGGCCAAGAUCAAGCAAAAUGCCAAGCCAAGAACUGGUGUUUUGCCGACCGCCAAUCCCCCCGUCAGCGCUAGCAGCCAGAGUAUGAGAGACUCGCUGCGAUCCUAA